Messenger RNA from Zychaea mexicana, 832 nucleotides. RefSeq lists its product as uncharacterized. NCBI's taxonomy places the organism in Eukaryota, Fungi, Mucoromycota, Mucoromycetes, Mucorales, Lichtheimiaceae. Gene Ontology annotation, molecular function: protein binding. The record is from RefSeq and is a predicted model, not a curated record. The transcript has a single exon. Bases 40 to 783 code for a protein of 247 amino acids.
CUCGUCAACGCAUGCAUACCAUAUACACGUCCAACAAAGAUGUACCUGCUGAAACGAGGCAUCGAUGCUGUAUCUUCGGCCACCACGUCAACCCGUACCCGUCUAGUGCAGCUUGAAGCCAAAGCUUCAGCAACACAAACCGACCUUAACAAGCAACAAGCCAUUGCGACCGAAAUGAUCAAGAUUGCCCCGACUUCUCUCAAAGGAUACCUUCUGGCCGGUCGCACUCAUCUUAAGCAAAAAAAUUACGAAGUUGCAUUAGCCGUCUACAAGCAAGGGCUGGAGCUCGUGCCCAAUAUCGUUCCCAGUUAUUCGUUGCUACAGCGCAACUAUGACGCGGUCCAGGCUGAAUUGAUGAAACGACAAAAACUACAACGACUACCAUCAUCAGCGAGGAAUCAUCAUCAACAACAACAAAAACAUCAAGAUGCGAUAAACCAACAACACUUGGACACAGUCUCCUCUACCUUUGCUUACGACAUCAUAUCCUUAAUAUUCAGCCACCUGUCGGUUCACGAUCUGAUAAAGUGCACAUCAGUGUGUGAUUCAUGGCGCCGAUUUAUUAUCAAAUGGCCUGUAUUUUGGCAAUUAAUAACCGCAGAAAUUCCACAGCUCGAUCUUAAUUCUUUUACAAUGUAUUUGACGAAUCGUCACCGUGGCCUCAAAUUUCUUGAACAACAGCAUCCUCAUACACACCGACAGAAAGUUAUAUCACGCAAUGCUCUGUCGCUUUUAGUCGCUUUACAAAGCUUUCGUUAUCCAUUGGAAUCACUAUGUAUGUAAACGUACAUUUUCUCCAUUCUUUAUUAUUUGGUGUAUAUUUUGCUAAUUG